GGGGCGCGGAGCGCGGCCGGUGGUUUCUGCGGCCGGUCGGCGUCCGCUCGCUCGGCUCUUCGCCCUCCGCCCCGACGAGGCGUCUGUGGCCGAGCUUCCGCAGUCAUGCUGCGGUCGGCGCGGCUCGCGCGGCUCCUCUGAGUCCGGGAACGGCGGCGAGCGCGGCGGGCUCGGGUCGCCAUGCCUACCCGAGUGUGUUGCUGCUGCUCUGCUCUGCGUCCUCGAUACAAACGCCUGGUGGACAACAUAUUCCCUGAAGAUCCAAAAGAUGGUCUUGUUAAAGCUGAUAUGGAGAAACUGACAUUUUAUGCAGUGUCUGCACCAGAGAAGCUCGAUCGAAUAGGUGCCUAUCUGGCAGAAAGGCUGAGCAGGGAUGUUGUCAGACAUCGUUCUGGGUAUGUUCUAAUUGCUAUGGAGGCGUUGGACCAGCUUCUUAUGGCCUGCCAUUCUCAAAGCAUCAAGCCAUUUGUAGAAAGCUUCCUUCAUAUGGUAGCAAAGCUCCUGGAAUCAGGGGAACCAAAGCUUCAAGUUCUUGGAACAAAUUCUUUUGUCAAAUUUGCAAAUAUUGAAGAAGAUACACCAUCCUAUCAUAGACGUUAUGACUUCUUUGUAUCUCGAUUCAGUGCCAUGUGUCAUUCCUGCCAUAGUGAUCCAGAAAUACGAACUGAGAUCCGUAUAGCUGGAAUAAGAGGUAUUCAAGGUGUGGUUCGCAAAACAGUUAACGACGAACUUCGGGCUACCAUUUGGGAACCACAGCAUAUGGAUAAGAUUGUUCCCUCACUUCUGUUUAACAUGCAGAAGAUAGAAGAAGUUGACAGUCGCAUAGGCCCGCCUUCCUCCCCCUCUGCAGCUGACAAAGAAGAGAACCCUGCAGUGCUGGCUGAGAGCUGUUUCCGAGAACUGCUGGGCCGAGCAACUUUCGGGAAUAUGAACAACGCUGUUAGGCCAGUUUUUGCGCAUUUAGAUCAUCACAAGCUAUGGGAUCCUAAUGAAUUUGCAGUUCAUUGCUUUAAGAUUAUAAUGUAUUCUAUUCAGGCUCAGUAUUCUCACCAUGUUAUCCAGGAAAUUCUUGGACACCUUGAUGCUCGUAAGAAGGAUUCUCCACGGGUUCGAGCAGGUAUCAUUCAAGUUCUGUUAGAGGCUGUUGCUAUUGCUGCUAAAGGUUCUAUAGGGCCAACAGUGCUGGAAGUCUUCAACACCCUGUUGAAACACCUGCGGCUCAGUGUGGAAUUGGAAGCCAGUGACUCCCAGCGGGGGUCUGUGGGCAGCAUCACCUUGAGUUCCAAGGACAACGAUGAGAAGAUUGUGCAGAAUGCUAUCAUCCAGACAAUAGGAUUUUUUGGAAGUAAUUUACCAGACUAUCAGAGGUCAGAGAUCAUGAUGUUCAUCAUGGGAAAAGUACCUGUUUUUGGAACAUCCACUCAUACUUUGGAUAUCAGUCAACUAGGGGAUUUGGGAACCAGGAGGAUUCAGAUAAUGUUGCUGAGGUCUUUGCUUAUGGUGACUUCUGGAUACAAAGCCAAGACGAUUGUUACUGCACUGCCCGGGUCAUUUCUGGACCCUCUGUUAUCCCCAUCCCUCAUGGAAGAUUAUGAGCUGCGGCAGUUAGUCUUGGAAGUAAUGCACAACCUCAUGGAUCGCCAUGACAAUAGGGCAAAGCUCCGCGGCAUCAGAAUAAUACCAGAUGUGGCUGACUUGAAGAUAAAAAGAGAAAAAAUUUGUAGACAGGAUACAAGCUUCAUGAAAAAGAAUGGACAACAGCUAUAUAGACACAUAUAUCUGGGCUGCAAAGAGGAAGACAAUGUUCAGAAAAACUAUGAGCUCCUUUAUACAUCUCUGGCUCUUAUAACUAUUGAACUAGCCAAUGAAGAGGUGGUUAUUGACCUCAUUCGACUGGCCAUUGCUUUACAGGACAGCGCAAUUAUCAAUGAAGAUAACCUGUCAAUGUUUCAUCGUUGUGGAAUGAUGGCACUGGUUGCAGCAUAUCUCAACUUUGUGAGUCAGAUGAUAGCCGUUCCAGCAUUCUGUCAGCAUGUUAGCAAGGUGAUUGAAACUCGAACUAUGGAAGCCCCUUAUUUUCUACCAGAGCAUAUUUUCAGAGAUAAGUGCAUGCUUCCAAAAUCUUUAGAGAAGCAUGACAAAAGUUUAUAUUUUCUGACCAACAAGAUUGCAGAGUCUCUGGGGGGAAGCGGAUACAGUGUGGAGAGGCUCUCAGUUCCUUAUGUGCCACAGGUGACAGAUGAAGAUCGUCUUUCUAGGAGAAAAAGUAUUGUGGAUACUGUAUCUAUUCAGGUGGACAUUUUACCCAACAUUGUGCCUUCUGAUGAUGUGGUUAGCAACACUGAAGAAAUAACCUUUGAAGCACUGAAGAAAGCAAUUGAUACCAAUGGAAUGGAAGAACAGGAAAAGGAAAAGAGACGUCUUGUGAUAGAGAAGUUCCAGAAAGCACCUUUUGAAGAAAUAGCAGCACAAUGUGAAUCCAAAGCAAAUUUGCUUCAUGAUAGACUUGCUCAAAUAUUGGAGCUCACCAUACGCCCUCCUCCCAGUCCAUCUGGAACACUGACCAUUACUUCUGGGCAUGCCCAAUACCAGUCUGUCCCAGUCUAUGAGAUGAAGUUUCCAGAUCUGUGUGUGUAUUGACUGGCUCAUGAAGACUACAGCAUUUAAAAGAAUGUUAAAGCCUGAAAAACAAGGCCAAGAUGAGUUUUCAGGAUUUGCAUAAUGCUUACUGACAAGUCCUGAAAUGGAAUGGGAUUUAUCUCUAACCAAACACUCGUCAUGCUGUGUUAGAAGUUUAGGAACUCUGAAUUAGAGUACUUCUAAAGGUAGACUUAUGCCAUGUUAAUUUGUUUUGAGGUUCCUGUUAGCUUUUAAGAUGUAUUGCUUUCACAUUAUGCCGUUGUUAAAUAGUAUAUUUUAAACUUUGCACAAACAUGAUUUUUAAAAAACAAUUGAAAAUGUAUGAAGUGUCUGCUGAUUUCUUAAGCAUCUCUACAACUGCUUAGAAGUUGAUUGCUUUUGUUUUCUUCAAAAGUAAAUAUAUUCCUAAUCCUAGGGUUGCAAGUUCUUUCAUG
Messenger RNA from Peromyscus eremicus (cactus mouse), 3074 nucleotides. It is a transcript of the gene Efr3a, whose product is annotated as EFR3 homolog A. Lineage: Eukaryota; Metazoa; Chordata; Mammalia; Rodentia; Cricetidae. The record is from RefSeq and is a predicted model, not a curated record. The coding region runs from base 181 to 2640 and encodes 819 amino acids. Gene Ontology annotation, cellular component: plasma membrane. The transcript is spliced from 23 exons. Gene Ontology annotation, biological process: protein localization to plasma membrane.